Cynara cardunculus var. scolymus (artichoke) is the source of this 1507-nucleotide messenger RNA. RefSeq names its product BTB/POZ domain-containing protein POB1-like. Gene Ontology annotation, molecular function: protein binding. The record is from RefSeq and is a predicted model, not a curated record. The transcript is spliced from 5 exons. Lineage: Eukaryota; Viridiplantae; Streptophyta; Magnoliopsida; Asterales; Asteraceae. Gene Ontology annotation, biological process: response to red light. The coding region runs from base 121 to 981 and encodes 286 amino acids. Gene Ontology annotation, cellular component: nucleus.
UUAGAGGACGACACCUUUGACAAGCUCAGCACCGUACGUAUUUCAUUUUUCAUCUUCUUCAGCUGACCCAAUUAGGGUUUUCAAAAUCUCCAAAUUUUCCCCCAAAUCUUACUACGUAUCAUGAAGGAUUCAAAUUUGGAUCUGUUCGAUCCAAGAACUGCUGUAAUGGACGCUUCUGACUAUACCAUCGAAGUCGCCCGCGGUGACGCCGACUUCGGUUUCGCUUUCAACGAUAGCAAUUUCUCCGAUCGUAUUCUUCGUAUAGAGAUAAUUUCUGAAUCUGCUGAGACUAGAACCGAUGGGGAAGGUUGCACCAGUCUCGCUGAUUGGGAUAGGAAUCGGAAACGCCGUAGAGAAGAUAUCAAAAGAGAAAAUGCAUUCACAGCCGUAGACAUGGCUGCUGCAGGUCCAGAGGAACAAAUUCUGAAUCAGCCUGACAACAUUCCUGAUGAUGGGGACACUGAAAACCAGGAGGAGGAGGCGGCAGCAAUGAUUGAAGAACCACAAUCAGGAGAUGAAGGUGCAAAUGACGUUGAUUCAAACUGGAGUAUGGAGUGUUCAACAGUUCUGAGAGUAAAAACUUUACAUAUUAGCUCUCCAAUUUUGGCGGCAAAAAGUCCUUUUUUUUACAAGCUCUUUUCCAAUGGGAUGAGGGAGUCGGAGCAACGACAUGUAACUUUGCGGAUCAAUGCCUCUGAGGAAGCUGCCCUUAUGGAACUUCUCAACUUUAUGUACAGCAAUACCUUAACGGUGACUACUGCCCCUGCUCUGCUGGAUGUGUUGAUGGCCGCCGACAAGUUUGAGGUGGCUUCAUGCAUGAGAUAUUGCAGCCGUUCAUUGAGAAAUCUGCCUAUGACCCCCGAAUCUGCACUUCUCUAUCUCGAUCUUCCAUCCAGUGUCUUAAUGGCUGAAGCAGUUCAACCAUUGACUGAUGCAGCAAAACAAUUCCUUGCCGUUCGCUAUAAAGACAUAACCAAGUAAGCUAAUGAUGCAUUUGUGUGUCUUUUCUGUAUUUCUUUGCUUUUUUCUUGAAAUGGAAAAUGAACUCACACACCGAUGUCACUAAGUAGGCUCAACCCCACUGCUUAGAUGUAGAGGCAGGGGUGGAUUGGGCUAGGGAGUGCCCAUGUCCCUCUCUAUAGUCUGGACGCAUUGGAAAAAAAAUUGGGGUCUUUAAGUGUGCACCCACUUUAAUUAGAUAAAGUGGCUGCAACCUACUUGUGUUGUCAUUGCAUGUGGCAUUACAGGUUGCAAGUUCGUCAAUUUUCUGGAUUUGCCUUUGGGUAGAUGUGAUAAUUUGUGGCCUUGGGCCGGAUACCGGCUGGGACCAACCUCAUUUUUUUGUCCAGUGGGCCUAAUUUAACAAACUCAAGUUUUUUGUGGGUUUGAUAACUUGCCCUUACCCACCCUAUAAACGGACUGGGAUUGUCUGAGAAUUUUUUCUCAUUAAUAUUCACGAGCUGUUCUGGGCUCACCCAUUCUUUUGAGAAUGGUUGUCCAAGCUCAC